Oncorhynchus masou masou (cherry salmon) is the source of this 951-nucleotide messenger RNA. Its product is annotated as dipeptidase 2-like. The transcript has 5 exons. The record is from RefSeq and is a predicted model, not a curated record. Lineage: Eukaryota; Metazoa; Chordata; Actinopteri; Salmoniformes; Salmonidae. Bases 15 to 926 code for a protein of 303 amino acids. Gene Ontology annotation, biological process: proteolysis. Gene Ontology annotation, molecular function: metallodipeptidase activity.
AUGACCUAGCUUUGAUGCUGAGGAUUCUCCAUGACAACAGACUGAGUCAGGUUGACCUGCACAACAUCAGCAAAGUGGCCACGGACAUCAACAGACUCACAACGGGACAUGUCGGCGCUCAGGUGUUUGCAGCCUACGUGUUGUGUGGCGCCCAGGCGAAGGAUGCUGUGAGGCUCACGCUAGAACAGAUAGACGUGAUCAACCGUAUGUGUACAGAGAACCCGGAACUGGAGCUAGUUACAUCUGCUGAAGGACUAAAUGACACUAAGAGGAUAGCAUGUCUGAUCAGCAUUGAGGGAGGUCAUUCUAUAGACAGCAGCCUGCCAACCCUGCGUAUGUUUUACCAGCUGGGGGUUCGCUCCAUGGCCCUCACACACACCUGCAACACGCCUUGGGCUGAGUCCUCCUCAACAAUUUAUGAUGUCUAUCAAAGAGAAAAUGACAGCCUAACAGACUUCGGUAAGGAUGUGGUGAAGGAGAUGAACAGAUUGGGGAUGAUAGUAGACCUGUCCCAUAGUUCCUGGGCCACAGCCAGGGCAGUACUGCAGAUCUCUAAGGCUCCAGUUAUUUUCAGCCACUCCUCAGCCCAUGCCGUGUGUAACCACAGCCGCAAUGUUCCUGAUGACCUGCUCCGCGAACUGGUGAGAGCCCUGGCAGGAACUCUCUGUCUCUCUCUCUUUCUCUCUCUCUCUAACACUCCUCCAUCACUCCCCCUUUCAACCACCAUCGGCACGGUCACUCAUUGUGGGUGGCCUGUGUUUACUCCUUAUCAGGAGAGUCUUUUGGAAUUAUAUUUUGACGAUGUCUCCUUUCUGCAAUGUUUCUUUAAUCCACUUGUCCUUUAUGCGCAUUUCCUGUUUUACAGUGCCUUCAGAAAGUAUUCAUACCCCUUGACUUAUUCCACAAUUUGUUGUGUUACAGCCUGAAUUCAAAUGGAUUAAAUAUACAGUA